AUGACAGGACACAUCCCGCAACACUACGAGCACGACAGUGCGCUUCAGAUCGGCUUUGAUGAUCUCCAGGGAUUCUCUCCCGUUACACAAAGCUUCAACAUCAACGCUUAUCGCACGCCAUACCCAGACAGCAUCGCAACAUCUACAUCAUCCGCCACUUCACCCGAACGCACCAAUGCAAGUCUCCUCACCGACCCGGUUGUUGUUGAAGCAGAAGAGGACAAGCGAAAGCGCAAUCAAGCAGCUUCCGCACGCUUCCGGCAGAAGAAGAAGCAGCGCGAGCAGCAGCUCAUGGAGACGAGUCAAAAGAUGCAAGACCGGACUAAGAAGCUCGAAGCCGAAAACGAUGGGCUGAAGAAGGAGAACAUGUUUUUGAAGAAGUUGCUUGUCGAGAAGGUGGAUCACAUGAGCGACGAAGAUCGGGAGCUGCUGAAGAAAGCCGCCGAAGGCGCGCUAGCUGGAGUAAUUGGAAAGAAGUCUUGA
This is a messenger RNA of Alternaria rosae, 483 nucleotides long. RefSeq lists its product as uncharacterized. The coding region runs from base 1 to 483 and encodes 160 amino acids. Gene Ontology annotation, biological process: regulation of transcription by RNA polymerase II. Gene Ontology annotation, cellular component: nucleus. Gene Ontology annotation, molecular function: RNA polymerase II transcription regulatory region sequence-specific DNA binding; DNA-binding transcription activator activity, RNA polymerase II-specific. The transcript has a single exon. NCBI's taxonomy places the organism in Eukaryota, Fungi, Ascomycota, Dothideomycetes, Pleosporales, Pleosporaceae. The record is from RefSeq and is a predicted model, not a curated record.